GGAGAACUUAGUCAAGCGGCACUAUUGCCUUAAAGGUGACCGCGCUCUAAAUAAACUUCCUGUUGCCAUCUCCAAAGUUGGGGUCUGUCAACGUUCUCUUUGCUUAUCAAGGUCUCUAAAAUUUCCUCCGAACCAUUUAUACGAGCACGAGGAAAAAUAAGAUAGGAACAUCGACACAAACUUUACUUUCUUUACCAUUGGUGCAAGCACAUAAGGUGAGUCUUAAUAGCUUAACUUUACGGACAACUGACUUGUAGGCGAGUCAAGGGGGGAGAAAUUUGUAACAAGUUAUCGUCAUAGGAUGUGGCUGUACGCCUAAGAUAAUUUUCUACUUGCAAGGCAACAAUUAAGCUACAAUUACGAAAAAUAAUACUAAGCGAAUCUGAAUAGAAUUGACUUGGUUUGUGUUUAUCAGUGUUAGUGAUUUUGAUUGUAAUAUGGUUUAUGCGCGGUAGACAAUAAUAGGGUAGAUAAUUUUGGAUAUGUUAAGGAAAUAGGUAUCAUGCUCAUGCGUUAGAUCAUAAGAAAUAACAGUGAGCCUUUGCCAAGUUCGGUUUGCGACCAGACAUACGCAGUCAAGGCGUUUACUUGUGGUAGCAGUAAAACUAGUGAGCAUUGUAAUUUUAGGUAGAAUGUUUAGAACGAUUGUGAUGCACUGACGAGUGAACGAACGCAAUAAAGCGAAGAAUGUGAAAGAUACAGUCCUGAUUGUUUAUUGAACCAGCGAACGCGGAGAUAUUUCAAACACAGUGAGAUUCCGUAACAACUGGACAGGUCCUUCGAGCAGAAUUAGAGAAUGUCUAAAAAGAAAGUAAGAGUGGCCCAUCGUGGACUUUUCACGAAAAUCAACGAAGCGUACACGACGAAUAUUCAACCGUUAGAAAGACAGAACUGCUGAAAUAGAAGGCUAGUUUAGGAGAACAGCUUCAAGAGAUCUUGCCGCUUGACGAGCAGAGUUUGGCCGAGUUAGCGGCAGACGAGAAAGUAACAGAAGAAGAAGAGGCGGACGAGAUUGAACGGCCGUGGCCGAUUGAGGCGCAGACCCAACACAAACGUUAGCUAGCUGCCAUGACUGACUGAGCAACCCACUCCACCAGCUUCAUCAUCAGCACCGCAAUGCGUAAAUCCAAACCAAGGUUACCAACCGAGCAAAGCUUCCGAAAUUAGACGUCAAAAAGUUCGGCAUUUAGAUAACGGCGAAAUUUGGCAUUUCUUUCGUCGCUAUAUGCGAACGAUUUACGAGGCCAACUAUUUGAUCAGUAUUCAUUUAUUUAUUUACCGACUACAGGGUAACCGUCGUCUCAUAACUUAAUGGCUACAUGGGUAUUGAUAUUGCACCUAACCAGAGAGUAGCCAUAAAGUAAAUAAGAUAAUGGCUACCUUUCGUUUGGAUACGCAUUCCGACGACAAGGUGGCCACUAACCCAGACAACUAACGGCUACUUUUGGAUCGGUUGAUAUUCGAUGGAUCCUAAGGUAGCUAGUAAUCAACUACUUAACGGCUACUUUUGGAUCGGUUAAUACAGUCAAUGGGUCCGAAGGUCAGUAGCCAGUAGUCAACUACUUAACGGCUACUUUUGGAUCGGUUUAUUAGAGUCGAUGGGAGUAGUCUACCAUGAUGAAAAUUAAGCCCCGUUGGUGCGUUCCCUUUGCGUUCCGUGUGAGUUCCCUUUAAUAAUAUGCAUGUAUAUAGGUCGAGUCCAUGGCGCCACUCAUAGUUAAAACAUAGGGAAAAAGUACGUUCCUCCAUACCAAUUAAGAGCCUAGUCAGUGUCUAGCUAGCUAGGUAUAAAUGCGUUCCUCCAUACUAAUUCGGUAUACGUUUCUCUACUACAAUAGGCACAAUAGGCUUCCCUAGACUUGCCCGUUAAGUAACUUGAGCCCGGUUUACUGGAACGUCUAUUAAAAGGAAAAUAGGAGCGAUCACCUAGCAACGCGAGAAACGGUAUUCAGCGCUCAAAAUCGGAUAUGUCAGCAAAACAUACACAAAGUAGAACUGAAAACUCUCUAUUUCAAUUUUGUCUGACGUUUUCUCUUAUUAUCUCGAGGAAAUGAAAAACUAUUAGAGUCUCAGCGUUUCACGCACCGUUAGUUAGUUAAUUAUGCGAGUUCGCAAACUCAAAGUUGAAUACAAAUUAGUUCCACAGGAAAAAGCCCGAGAGAACCUUGACGUAUUGUUAGGCCUUUUUACAGUUAUGUAUGGAACCGAGGCUGGAGUUGACCUUGUUUUGAUACAAACCUUCCUGCUUUAUUACGUUAAUCAAGUUAUUCUUAUGCUAACCAGUAUUUUUCAAGGACAAUUUCCUUAACAAAGAAAAAGAGGUUUGUAUCAAAAAAAGGUCACCGUCAGCCUCACAUUCACUCGAAGCCGAGGGUAGUCUCCCUCGCAGCCGUUUUUAGUAUCGUCACGCAACGCUCCUCCCCACAAACUACUUAACGGCUACUUUUGGAUCGGUUAAUACAGUCAAUGGGUCCGAAGGUCAGUAGCCAGUAGUCAACUACUUAACGGCUACUUUUGGAUCGGUUUAUUAGAGUCGAUGGGAGUAGUCUACCAUGAUGAAAAUUAAGCCCCGUUGGUGCGUUCCCUUUGCGUUCCGUGUGAGUUCCCUUUAUUAAUAUGCAUGUAUAUAGGUCGAGUCCAUGGCGCCACUCAUAGUUAAAACAUAGGGAAAAAGUACGUUCCUCCAUACCAAUUAAGAGCCUAGUCAGUGUCUAGCUAGCUAGGUAUAAAUGCGUUCCUCCAUACUAAUUCGGUAUACGUUUCUCUACUACAAUAGGCACAAUAGGCUUCCCUAGACUUGCCCGUUAAGUAACUUGAGCCCGGUUUACUGGAACGUCUAUUAAAAGGAAAAUAGGAGCGAUCACCUAGCAACGCGAGAAACGGUAUUCAGCGUAUCGUCACGCAACGCUCCUCCCCUCCCCUGGGGAGGAGCGUUGCGUGACGAUACUAAAAACGGCUGCGAGGGAGACUACCCUCGGCUUCGAGUGAAUGUGAGGCUGACGGUGACCUUUUUUUGAUACAAACCUCUUUUUCUUUGUUAAGGAAAUUGUCCUUGAAAAAUACUGGUUAGCAUAAGAAUAACUUGAUUAACGUAAUAAAGCAGGAAGGUUUGUAUCAAAACAAGGUCAACUCCAGCCUCGGUUCCAUACAUAACUGUAAAAAGGCCUAACAAUACGUCAAGGUUCUCUCGGGCUUUUCCCUGUGGAACUAAUUUGUAUUCAACUUUGAGUUUGCGAACUCGCAUAAUUAACUAACUAACGGUGCGUGAAACGCUGAGACUCCAAUAGUUUUUCAUUUCCUCGAGAUAAUAAGAGAAAACGUCAGGCAAAAUUGAAAUAGAGAGUUUUCAGUUCUACUUUGUGUAUGUUUUGCUGACAUAUCCGAUUUUGAGCGCUGAAUACCGUUUCCCGCGUUGCUAGGUGAUCGCUCCUAUUUUCCUUUUAAUAGACGUUCCAGUAAACCGGGCUCAAGUUACUUAACGGGCAAGUCUAGGGAAGCCUAUUGUGCCUAUUGUAGUAGAGAAACGUAUACCGAAUUAGUAUGGAGGAACGCAUUUAUACCUAGCUAGCUAGACACUGACUAGGCUCUUAAUUGGUAUGGAGGAACGUACUUUUUCCCUAUGUUUUAACUAUGAGUGGCGCCAUGGACUCGACCUAUAUACAUGCAUAUUAUUAAAGGGAACUCACACGGAACGCAAAGGGAACGCACCAACGGGGCUUAAUUUUCAUCAUGGUAGACUACUCCCAUCGACUCUAAUAAACCGAUCCAAAAGUAGCCGUUAAGUAGUUGACUACUGGCUACUGACCUUCGGACCCAUUGACUGUAUUAACCGAUCCAAAAGUAGCCGUUAAGUAGUUUGUGGGGAGGAGCGUUGCGUGACGAUACUAAAAACGGCUGCGAGGGAGACUAAGCCGAGGGUGCUUAGUUCACGACUAAUAACUUGACAAGAAUCAAUUAAAACACGCGACUAAUAAUUGCUAGCAAUAAAAUCAGACACGAGAUACCGUUUUAAAAACUUCAUUAAAAAACAAUGACAAAAGGAAUCAAAUACACAGCGAUUUGUAAGGGAUGGAAAUUAAUCUUCAUCUUCUUCGCCCAUGGAGUACUUGUAAGGUUUGAAUUUCUUAUGCCGACGUUUCCUCAGCUGUUUGCCAUGAGCUUUAUGAUCAUCCAAAUAAUUUACAAAUUGAAUCCGACGCCUUUUGCGCUUCGGGCCUUGUUGUGAUGGGGUUUCCACUGAGGGAGGAGGGGUCAGGAAAGCAGGAUUUAAGGGUGGUGGUGGGGUGAGGCUUCUUUGUCUGAGAGAUAGCCGCUUGUGUUAAUUCAGGUGUUACGCUGAAGGGUUUCAGGAGAGUUGAGAACGCUGUCGUUGCUGUCGAAGAGUCUUGUGUCCUUGAUGUUAAGUCUGGAACAAUGCUGAUUAUUUUUUCCGGUCGUGUUCUUGUAUUUAAUUGUUCUUUAAAAGCCAGGUAUCUGUUUAGCUUUCUCAUCGUCCCGAAUUAAGAUCGUUUCGAGAAAGCACGUCAUCCAUGUUGCCUUGUAUUUCUUGCAUAGCUGGAAGAAGCGGGAAAAGCGAAAGAGUCUGCUGCUUCAGAUAUUUUAGAAGCUGACUUGAGGAAUAUUUUCUCGAAACCCUGCUUGGUUUAAGGCCUCCUUCACUAGGCAGAACGUUUGUUCGCAUCCGACAAUUAUCUUAGGUAGUAGUUUACAGAUCAAUUAACAGAUAACCAAAAGGUCUUUUUACAGUCUCUUCGUACUGGUUUAAAAGAAAUCAGUUUGUCCGGGAUACAUUUGCUUGGCAAGAGUCAAGAUUUGCAUUUGUCUCGUGGAUUCUUGAAUAACACCAAAUAAUGGUUUAAGCUUUUGCUGCCGCUAGCUUUCCCCUGAUGAAAUAGAUUCUGCACGAUGUAAAUCACGCUUAGAUUGCGAUGAUGAGAACCACGAGUAAAGAGGUUCACAAUUCGCUUGUCUUUACUAGCGUCAAUCAUCUGUUCAUCAAACACGAUCAAAUUCCGUUUGUUCACAUCAAAAUAUGAAUCCUGCUCAAAAGCCGUAGGAAUUCCCCUGACGAAUACAAUGUUUGGCAUGGCGACUAGCAUUCAUGUUUGCGCAGGCUGCCAUUGUGAAUACAGUCAACUCUUCCUAUGACGGACACCUUUGGGAUCAGUACUGUGUCCGUCUUAGAGAGAAGUCCCUCUUACAGAGAGUCAAAUAAGGAGAGUAAAGGAAAGUAGGGACCAACUCUAGGUGUCCGUUUUACAGAGGUGUCCGUCUUAAAGAGGUGUCCGUUAAGAGAGAGUUGACUGUAACACCAAACGAGCCUCUCCGGGGCAGGGUAAAUUGUCUCUGAAGCUUGUUGCAAUAGAGAUCGAACCCAGGCCGUUUUUCCGGACCCGGUCAUUUCGGCAAUCAUAGAGAUGAAAGGAUGCUCGAAGCGAAACCACUGACAUUUCUGUGAAAACAUUGGAACUGUUUGAAUUGGGGUGAUCAUGGGACCAGCAUUGCGGUGUUUAGACAUCACGUGCCUUUGCAUACUAUCCUUUCGACUAAAGGAUUUUUCGCAGACAGAACAGAACAAACUCAUGUCAACUCCUCAAGAGCAGAAUGUGGACUGAGAAAGAGAUAGAAUGUUGCGCAUUUAUAUAGGUUUUCAGGCCAUAAAAUCUAUUGUUUUCCUCCACCACCACCACCACCACUACAUUUCUAUUGUUUUCCUCCACCACCACCACCACCACAUUUCUAUUGUUUUCCUGCAGUAUACGGUGCAACGCGGUUCUUGUCCACUGUUUGUUAAGUAAUAUAAACAUGAAGGGAUUUUCAAGGGCACCGUCAAGUGCACGAGCACUUUGAGCUGGAGUUUCUUUUGCUCUUACGAAAUUCCUUCCUGCUUACAACAACUUCCUUAGUGUUUCAGUUCUCACGAAAUUCCGCUUAUAACAAUUUCCUCACUAUUUUGCUCCCAUACUGUGUUUGUAUUGAGGUAUUUUUCAUGUUUUUCCUUGCAGGUGUGCUUGAUUCUUUACGAUGUCGCGGAUUAUUCUUUUUCUUUCAGUUUCCUGUUUCUCAACACUAACAAAUGGUAAUUACACAAGUCAUGUAUUCAAUGAAGUUGUAGUGUAUCGAUACAGGGCUUCCACACAAAUUGUGACCGUUGUAGUGUAUGAAUUUAGAGGAAAAUUAUGGGAAUAUCAAAAAGUUUCAUAAUUUCGUAAUAUAAUGCGGUGAAUUGUUAUCUAUAAGAUCAAUACCGAUACCCGGGGGAUGGCCGCUUAACCAAGGUUCAACUGUACUCUGUAUAUGUUUAAAUUGCAGGUCAACAGCAAUCAGAUCCACCCAGAAUUAUUAAAUUUCUAACCAAGGAUUUAGUAGCUCCUGAAGAUGUCAAGUUUGCAACAAAAAAUGCCUUGAAAUUGCCGUGUGGUGCUAGCGGAAAUAACUUAACAUGGACUUGGAAGCACAACGACACAGCAAUUUCUACCUCAGAUACUAAGUUCACCGUUGAUGCCUAUGGAACCUUAUAUGGAAGUUACCUAGAAAGUGCGCAGAAUGGACACUACCAAUGUUUUGUAAGAGACGCUGUUACGGGCAUUGAGACGUUCAGCAGAAAAAUAAAAGUCGCUGUUACAGGUAAGGGCGCUUUCAAAAUCUGAAAACAUUUCCAGGUCGUCUGUUUUUCGUACUUGCAAACAGCUCCUGCUAAACUUUUUUCGAGGCGAACUCACUUUCUUAAUCCGAAAUAAUCUCGCAAACAUUUUCAAAACCGCGCCAUGUUGGACAAAACAAAGAAAAUACUCAGGUUUCCCGUGAUGUCAACCGUGCAUCUGUGCACUAACAGAGCAUGGGCAACGACCAAUCACAGCGCGCGUAGCAUUCAUCGACCAUAGCUCUCGACCAAUCAGCGAGCGAGAAAUCGUUGUACCACUGAAAAAAAUUGGCCAGGUUGACUUUGUUCAUUUGCCGAACCCAUUCAAAAUUAAUCAAACGACUGAAGUUCAUUGGGUUUUAUUACGGAAUGUUUAAUUUGUUGCGCUGGUUAACAGUGUUCGAUCUUAACGGUAGUCUUUUAGCCAGUGGUGAACUUACGCAUAAGCACGACAGAGAACAAUGACGGCAAACCUUGUGUGACAAGCGUGACAGUAAGUUUGCUUUAUCGCAUGGAUAAAUGCAACAUUGUGAAGUGAUGACGAUAAACAAAAUGGUUGCAAGAAUCACCAACUGAGGCAGGAUUCCACUAAGGCUCAACAUAUCCGAUCACAGAUCAAACGUCUUAGAUUUUGUAAGCACAGCCCUUUAAGUAAUCAACAGUAAACGGAAGGCAAAAUACUGACAAAGCAAGAAAGCAACAAGCAAAAGAACAACAACAACAACAACAGCAAAACAAAAUAAAAACAAAGUAACACUGUUAGCCCCGCGUGCUUUGCAACUUUUUUUCAUCACGGCUGCCUGAAGCAAUUUUAGGUAAAGUAAGAUGGUCUGAAUGGGGUUAACCGUCAGCCGUGAAAACCCCUAAAACGUAAAUGUCAACCGUCAAAAAUGGAAAAAAUUGACCGUCAACCGGCAAAGCUACCUCAAAGUAAUGGUGGAUGGGGGAGAUGCUUAGCGAGGGGGCGGGGGGAGUUAAAAGGUUUUAAUAAGCACGGCCCUGACAAAUUUAUAAUAUUCUAAUUUCCUUAUACAGUUGUAGGGACAUUUAACGAUCCGGAAACUAAACAGGUGGUGCAGAGUGUUGACCUUGGGGAGGAAUUUAGUUAUGCGUGUCCUCAGCACUCUCCCAGUUAUGGCGUCAGCUAUUCGUGGAUGGGGAAAAGCAAUAAUCAAAAAAUACAGUUCAAGGGGAAUGAACGACGAGCCAUCACACAGACAGGUCAUCUAUUCAUAAUGUUUGUGACUGAGGACGAUCUCAAAGAGUUGGAGGGAUAUGAAGAUCAAGGAAUCCAUUGUGAGAUUUCUGCAGCUAAAAGAUUUGAAGCUUCUAGUCUCUUAAAGUUAACAAAGAAAAAUCAAGGUGAAUUCUUUGUUUUCUCUUAACAGUGCAGGAAGUCUACAGGACUUGUAGCUAGUACUGUGUAUCGUCUUUCUUUAGAGCCUGUACUAACUCUCCGUCUGAUUUCGGUGGCUUCGGUAUGGUGUCCAUACUGCUUUCAGUCUCUAGGCCUCAUUACAGCAGUGUCUCUCUUAACGGACACCUCUAUAAAACGGAUACUCACAGUAAGUCCCUGGCUUUCUAUUCUUCCUUUAUUUGUCUCUCUAUAAGACGGACACCUCUCUGAGAAGGACACUUACAGUGCUAGUGCCGGUCCCUAUACGUUUAGGGUCGCGUGGUUCGAGCGAGUUUUCCCGAACGUUCGUCUCGGUUACCUCACCGGAAUGCAUGGACUGCGAGAAGGCCUAGAAAGACGCCGUUAAGAGACUAGGCAGAGAUGUGGUCAAAAACGUAAUAAGGGGCACAAAAUGUAAUUCAAUCCCAGUGGUGGAUCCAGGGGAGGGCCCCCUCCCCCCUCCUUAUUUUUAGACCAAACUGAAGCCCGAAGUGCUGCCUUUGUAAUGACAUCCGCAAAUGUUUAGACUUUCUUGUGUUCUCGGAUAGGGCGAAAAACCGUGGGUCCGGUCUCACAGCACUUUCACUGAUUUGUUCUUGUGGGACGUAAAAGAACCCAGAUCGCCAUUCGAAAAGAGUAGGGGUCGUAGACCCCGGUGGUGUGGCCAACCUUUACGGGUUGUGGGAUUGGGUAGGGAUGGCACCUUGCAUGGGACCUGAGUCCUGUUCGUGCACAUUCCCCCCAGGCAGGCCUGUGUCCAGAAAAGCUGGUAAAUGAAAUGUUUUACACAGUAUUGUGUAUUUUGUCUCAGAUCAAACAGAUCCAAAGACACUAAGAGAGCCUUCUUGGAAGUUAAAACUUAUGUCUGCUAAACAAGAAGAGGCUUUGGAGGGAAAAAAUAAAACUUUAUAUUGUCUUGCAGCAGGAAGGUAAGUUGGAACAUCAGUUCAAUGGACAAAUAACGAUAACGAUUAUAAUAAUAAUAAGGUGACGAUGAUGACGAUGACGAUGGCAAUAAUAAUAAUAAUAAUAAUAAUAAUAAUAAUAAUAAUAAUAAUAAUAAUAAUGAUAAUUAGUAAUAACCAAAGGUUACGGAAAUGGAAGGUCAAAACGCUUUGAAUUCAACGCUGUGCUUUGGGUAAGUUUCAACUGAGUGUAGUAAUUGUGACAGCUAGCUGCUAGCUCGCUUAAAGAAAUUAUUUAGCCCGGCGUUCAGCCAUUGAGCUUUAUUGUUUGUUGAAUAAUUUUCUCGAACCGUUCAGCAGUUCAUAGCAUCCGUUUUGAACGGCUUGCCUCCCCAUUUUUAAUCCUGUUUAGAGCUGUUCGCUCGGCUUUUUGAACGACUAGCAGUAGCGAACGUUUUCAUCGCCCCAUGUAAUGGAAUGUUGUUACCUUGUAGGAAAAAAUAGCGAUAAAAACACACUUCUUGGUGAACGCUUGCUAUUUAUUGUUUUACUGACAAGAACUUCUGGCUGCUAUUUUUUUAACUUCCAGACCUGAGCCAAAAAUAACCUGGAAAAUUAACAGAGUUGGAAAAUGGGAAAACCUUGUUAAUGGAAUGGACAAUUUUGAGAUUGCCGAUGCUUUCCAUGGAAGAUUGCUUAACAUUAUAUCAGUAAAAAAAAAGAUGCAUGAGACCACAUACCGCUGUGAAGCAGAAAAUUCUCAAAAUGGUGGAAAUCCGAAAGUACAUGAUAUACAACUUAGAGUGAAAGGUAAAUGGCCUUAGGGCUUUUCCAUUCACCCCUUCAAAUGAUCGAAUUAUCGCAAGACAGUCCUGGACUCUGGAUUCCACGCCGUGGAUUCCGGAUUCCAGGUACUGGAUUCGGAAUUCUUUGUCAGAGAAACUUGGAUUCUGAAUUCCAGUCUCUAGUGGGAUUUAGGAUUGUUUGAGCUGAAUUCCGGGUUCCAAAGCACAGAAUCGCGGAUUCUACAAGCAAAUUUUCCAAGAUUCCGGAUUCGACAAGCAAAAAUUUCCUUUAUUGCGGAAUUCGGCUUCCCUGACACUAGGCGAUACUUACGUGCAUAGAUUAUCAGUUAUAGAGACGGAGUUGUAGAGGUAAUUGUUAUUAAGGGCAUUUCCGUCUUAGAAGCACACUUUUGGAAGAAAGGUUUUUAUUAGCUAGAUCAUUUUUGUACACAAUUAUUAACCGAUGAUUUGAUUGAUUUUGUUUUCAGUUGCUCCAAAGUGGACGGCAGAGCCUCCGCCAGAACUUUUAAUUGAUGUUAAUGGCAAUGGCAGGUUAACGUGCGAUGUAUUUGCAGAUCCUUCGCCAUCUUUAAUCUGGUACAAAAAUGGGAGGAAACUCACAAAAUCAACGUAAUUUUUCUUUCUUUUUCUGUCACUGUACACUUCGAGAUUGGUAAACUUAGGGGGGCCACAUUCUCUUUUUUAACGCUUAUGUUUAGGAGUAAACAUUUUCGCGUUCCUACUAAAAAAUUAUUGAAAAAAAUAUCAAAAAAAAAAACAAAAGCGGGACACUUUAUUAUUUUCAUGAGAUUAUUAGAAUGGAUAGAAUAAAAUGGUGAAAUUUAGAACUUAUACGUGAAAUAUUCUACAAAUUCUGGAGUAGUUGUAAGCCGUGAACUGGGAGCUUAUUACUGUUAGGAAUAAAGAUAUUUUUUUACAUUAAAUGAUUUUGCACUAAAUUGUCUCUGCUUUGGAUGAAUACUAUAAAUUAUAGCGAUUUACGAGUUUAAAGAAACUGAUUGUUAAAAGAAAAGGGAAAAUGCGUAAUUAUUUAACAGCAGGGUGAAGGAUUCAAAGGUGGCAUACACAAAGUAAAGCCUUGAGAUCACAAGUGCUUGAAAAGAAGUCUAGUGGCCUUCAAAGGCAUUGUCUGUACCGAUCUCGAACAAGCCUAAAUUUCGCAACCGCAUAAGUUGUGACUUUAACAGCGAGGAUCUUGAUUUCAUUUAAUCCUGACUAUAGUAAGAAGUUAAACAAUUCCUAGAGGUAUGGUAACACUGAGCUGAUUGGAAACUCUUCAGCUGUUACUACUCUAUUUUUGAAUCUCCCAUAAUACACUCAACUGUUGCCUGGUUUCACUGAAAUGCUCAUGGGAGGAAUGCAUAUUCCCAAGAGCAUUGUCUUUAAAACAUUAACAUGUGCAUAAAUUGGGGGGGGGGGGGGGGAGGGGGGCAAGCAGAUUGUAUUAUGGGAAUUCGAAAAUGGUCAGUUGCAGGUUGAGUUAUGUCCAGUCACUAAUCAAGUUGCAUUCUAUAGUGAACAUGUGAGACUGAAUGGCAACAAGCUGGAUUUAAAAAAUGUGAGGUAUCUACAAGAAAGCGGAGCUUAUCAAUGUGUGGCUGAGAAUCCAUAUGGAAUGAUCGUGUCCUAUACAGAUGUAAAAGUUCGACGUAAGCACUUGGAAAAUUGCAUUUAUACAAUUGAACCUUCAUUCCCCUAUUACAAAAGUGGACUUUUUCUUUGUUUUAAGAUGAAUCAAUUUUUGAUAAAAGAGCUUGCCAUUUUUAAGGUGAAAAUGUUAUAAACAACUCAUUGUCGUUUUGGUUAACACCAUGCAUACAAUCCUAGGGUUACCUAAGUCUGACAAAACUAGGAAGAGGGGAGGGGGAAGACUUCUCUCUAUUUCGCAACAGCGUAUAUUUUACACAGGAGUGCGGGAAGGUAGACGUUUUUUUAAUCUUUCUUAACCAGUUUUGUCCGAAGUUGCAUUGACAAUGGCAAGAGAGUGAUUGUCGCCUCAUAUCAGUGAGCAUGACAACAGCAAAAAUACACUUUUGUUAUAAAAUCUACUCUGAGUUACUAGAAGUAUUGUCACUAAUUCAAAUCGUAUUUGGACACACAUUAAAUACGAUCAUUUUACGUACGUUGAAAUCAGCCAAUCAGUGACCCACUUGCCCUUCACAGCACGCGCGCGAACUUAAAAUAGAUUUCAAAUACUUAUCAUGAGGCAAAGGAAUUCGCUCUCUUAACUCAUUCUCUCUAGCUUUGCUGGUAUAAAAAAACAAAUCAGGAUACGUCACCGAACCAACUUUUACAAUACGUCAAUUCUUCUUAAGUGCGCGUUGGGGCAUAAUAGGGACUUUAAGAUCCAACUACGCGACGGCGACAAGAACGUCGCUUAAAAAGCGAAUUUGCCUUCUUUCAGUCUUUGGUGCGAUUGUUCCUACCCACUUACUUUGUCAAUUGUAGGCGAACCGUCCUGAAGCUGAAUUUCAAGGGACCAUAUUCAAGCUCAGAAAGAGAAAUAAAAUUUCGUCGUUGCUUGUUUACGUCCUCCAUAAAACGCGAAAUUAGACAUUUUCACGUCGUAGUCGUGCAAAAAAGAGAAAGAAAUGUACAAAAAAGUGUGAUGCACGUGCGAAGUUGUUGUUUUGCUUAUUAAACCUAUUGCUUUUUUGACCUUCUCGUUGUCGUCCGCGUCCUUGGAUCUUAAAGUCCCUAACGCCUUACACACGAAACUUUUCUAUUUGCAGCAAUGGCACCAUUUUUUGAGACCGGAUUUGGUCCAUUCUACUUGUUUAAAGGCACUGAGGGAAGGCUGACGUGUAAUCCAAAAGCAGCUCCAUGGCCAAGUAAAGACGAAUAUAAAUGGUAUAAAGGAACCACUCUACUGAGGUCAUCACCACCUUACAGAAUAGAGCAUGAGGAAUUCAGCACAUUGAUAAUUGACAAAGUUGACGAGAAUAGAGACGAGGGACCAUACACAUGUUAUGCAGAGAACUUCUUGGGUAACGCGACGGAAACAGCAACAGCUACAGUUCUUGGUGAGAAUUACAUUGGUCCCUUAUAUUAGCUAAAGCAAGAUUUUAGUCCUAGCGGCCGGCCAAAUUCGAAUAUGGCUUUGAGAUUUAGGGUCGAUUGUGUCUUAAAAACUCUCAUUUUUUCCCAUGACGUCAAGUUGUUUUUCUCUUCGCGCGCUGGAAAAAAAAAAUAGAAGUAAUGUCUUGGCUCCAAUGUAUUUCCGCAAUGUUAUACUUAAGUUAUAAUUAUGACCAUUUUGCUUUUUCAGAGAGGACAAUAAUUACUGUGCGCCCAGAAGAUAAAAUAGUUGAUGAAGGAACUCGUGUUGAUCUGAGAUGUGAGGCAAAGGCUGACCCGUCUCUUGAGUUGAGAUACUAUUGGAAAAGAGAUGAUGCCGUCGUAACGUACAACAACAAAAUUCAGUGGUUUGAAGGAGCUAAGGUUCUAACAAUUGCCAGCAUUACAGUUUAUGAAGCUGGUAAUUAUACUUGUGUGGCCUAUACUCCUGAUCCAAAAAGAUCUGAAGACCAAGCAUCUGCUACUAUUGAUAUCGGAGGUACUAACACAGAAUUAGAAUGAAUUAGAAUGAAAGUGGUCUCGUUAUGAAUCUUUUUGGUGGCGUUAACUUCAGGGAGACUGGGUACCAGCUUUCGGUACAACGGUUUCUGGGAUAGAGAAGAGAAGUGUAACGUCAGUAAAAUUCAAAUUUGUGAAAUUAUGGGUUGGUUAGCAUAUUCAGAAAGAACAACAUAAAAAAAUGUCCCUUUUCCAAAAAUCAGUCUCUUAGUACAAAUUUGUAUAGAGAUAUUAGCACCGGUUUGCUCUGAUGACUCCAUACAAAUCCUUCUAAAAAUGGCUUGGAUCAUGAAAUUAACGAUCCAGGCCUAUUUCAGGGGGAUGUAUAUGGAGUCAUCGUAGCAAUAACGUUGCUUAUAUCUCCUCACCAAUUUGUAGCAACGUGCAGCUGUUUGGCAGCUGAACAUUUUUCAUCUCGGUGUUUUUUUCUGAAUAUGUCAACCAAUGCAAUUUUAGUUUUUGUGACGUCAUCACUUCUCUCCUCUAAUGUUUGCAUCGACAAGCGUAAGUUAUGAUUAGUCGCUGGUAUUUCUCUCUUUUGUUUUGGUUAUUUUCCUUUAUAUUAUUGGCACUCUAGGGAGUCCCCGUGACUAUCUUUACCAGUGAAGUUACGUAGUAUAUCAUAUUCGUAAGUUUGGCGGAAAAAAAAAGCUUUCAUUACACUAAUCAUUUAACUGUUUAAAUCUGAUUUUUGUAGGUGUUCCUAAUCCGCCAACAAAUCUUGCCAUAACAAAUUGCUCUAACCGCACUACAACGCUUUCCUGGGUCACUGGAGCAGCUAACAAUGCUCCCAUCACACAGUUUAUUAUUGAGCAGGAAUCUUCGUAUGAGCCCAACGUGUUUUAUAUCAUUCAAAAUGUCACAAACCCUAAUGCGACGUCCUUUACCUUUAAUCUGACCGGAUGGGCGACCCUUCGUUUCCAUAUGAGAGCUGUCAACCGCUUUGGACCCAGCCGUGCAAGUGUAGCCACGACUAAAGUUUGUCAAACGGAUGCUGGACGUGAGUGUAUUUUUUGGCUUGUCAGUUUUACUUUACAAACACUGAGACGAUCAAUGAGUUGUCGUAUGCUACAUUGAUUCCGAUCUUGUUGAAUGAAAAAAUUGCUAUAAGUAUCAGGAGGCUAAGCGUUGUUUAACUAUAAUAUAUCAAGCAUGAGACGCAGUGUUUUAUCACCAGAUGAAACACCGAGAAGAGAGUUGAAAAUACGACGCGCAACGGAGUAUUUUUUGACGAACUUCGAUGUGUUUUAUCUGGUGAUGAAACACUUUGUCGAAUGCUUGAUAUUACUUCUCAAACAAAAUGAUUUUAGAAAGAGAAAUUAAGGAUGCAAAAAUGAGCAGUUUUUCAUCUGAUUUCCAAACACUCAUUAAACUUCAAUUUCCUUUGUAUUUUCUUUAUGAAUUAUUAAUGAGUUUGAGAAGGUGUGGCAAAAGUAGGUAUUUCAAGAUACUGCGACAGACGUCAAUUGUAAAGUGAAGUGGUGUUCAAAUUCAGUUUUUCAAAUGUGGGUGAUAAGCCUGUAGUCGUAUUCUUGGGAACCUUAUUCAAGGUCGCAAAGAGGAGGAAAAAUUCGUCGUCGCAUGUUGCGACCUCAGUUAAACGUUGAGCUAUUUCUUGAUACUGAUUUCCAUAGGAAGCUAUAUAACACAUUAUUGGAAAAGAAAUGACUUUAAAUCUAUGUAUUUUCAACAGCUCCAGAUAAAUAUCCAGACAAUUUCCGUGGAAAUCCAAAGAGAGCCGAGGAGCUUGAUAUUGUUUGGACCGUAAGUACUCUUUAGCCCUGUGCAAACCGACGCAACAUUAUUGUUGGCCAACAACUCCCAACAUCGUUAAAUGUUACAUGUUACGUCCGUUUGCACACCCUGUUGCAUGUUGUUGUGUGUUGUUGGGGGUUGUUGCGCAAAGUUUGAGACCGUAAAACUUUUGAAACAACAGUUCUCAACAUUUCUUUUGUACCGUGAUGGCCAAAGCGUAGCGAAACAACGGAGGAUCCGCUUGCACAGCUUCUUUUGAAAUUCCGUCUAUGGGUUUGUUUCAUAAAGUUAUGGCAGGGAACGGUUUAAUUUAGUUUUGUAACUGAGAGAGCAUUCCCACAGGGAGGUUUAUAAGCGACGGCUAUUAAUUUUGGAUUUAACGGUGCUCUUAUUUUUAAUUCUUCGUAGGCAAUGCCUAAAGUGGACUGGAACGCACCCGGCCUUUACUACUUGCUGAAGUACAGACAGGUGCCAGAUGGCCAAUUUGGAGACCCGGAGAGAAUCAUUGAUCCCGCUGUUGACGUUUUUGCGAUACCAAAUCCCGGUUAUUAUAAGCUGUGGGAAUUUCAGAUUCAAGCUGGGAAUGAUGUAAAUUUGGGGCCUGAGAGUCCUGUAGUUCAAUCAUAUUCGGGUCAAGACCCGCCCGAAGGAAAGCCAGGAAAUGUACAAACUGGAGCUGCGACAGCACGCACUGUUGAGUUGUCAUGGCAACCUGUUACUGUUACUCGAGGAAGUGUGGAUGGUUAUAAGGUGAGAGCAGCCUCCUUCCCAUUCCCUCUCUUUUUCUGUUUACCCGGAGAUAGAUGGAGAGAGGAGAGAGAGCAUUAGUGUGAUAUGGUCUUUUAAUCAGCUACAAUUGGAUUUAAAGGAGUUGUUACGGCAUCCUGUAAAUUUUUUUAGUAUAAACUUGCUUAGAAAUUGGCUUUGAUGACGUUCCUAUUUCUUGAUUAGUAAGAUUUUGUUAUCGAUCGUUUGGCCCUGAUGCACUGACAUUGUUCAAAUCAGAUAAAGACACUGAUCGAGUCACAUCUAAGAAUUGAUGCUUAAAACAUUUGUUUACAGUGGCGCAUUUGUACUGAUUUGCAGAUUUACUAUUGGGGUAAGAGUCGCCUGAGUGCAAGACGUCGACGAGAAAUUCCUGAUAAUGCGUCGUUUGUCAAUGUCCGAGGAGGAAGCACUGAUGGGCACAAAAUAACAGAACUUACACCUUACACUAACUACAUCUUCGCAAUAACGGCGUACAAUAGUGGCGGCGAAGGACCUGCCAGUAACGAAGCCUUUGCAGAGACUGAAGAAGACGGUAAGUUUUUUUAAGGAGUUCACAGUUGCCUCUUUCUUAACAAAGAUUUCCCAAUGAUCACUGCAAGAGCAAUGACGACGUGACGUGGGUUUUAACUUUGGGAGGUCUACCAAAGGCAGAUUGGUCUAGGGUGAGAGGUCAAACUUAGACCCCGUCUGCACGUAUCCGGAUAUUUUUGAAUCCGCAAAUUUUUCUUUGCAGAUUAAAAAAUUUCCACGUCGACAUGACGUAGCGUAUUCAAAUCGAAUUUGGCCGUACGCACGUAGCCGGAUUCACUCUCAGUUCGUCAGCUAAUUUGUAAAGCGGUAUUCGGCUCAUACGAAAAUUUCCUCGCCAAUCUACUUGAAUGAGCUGUUUCGCUGACAAAAUGGUCCCACCGAGCACUAGUUCGCUCUUUUAACUUGUUUACGGAGUCCAAUUCGUCGGUCCGACCGUCAAAGAAAGAAGCUUCAGAAUGUUGAGUCGCCGUUUGGCAUAAUUGAAGUGUAUAGUACAAUAGUACAAGAACUACCGCACAAUCAGCCUUAUAUGCCACCCAAGCAAAGUCCUGCUGAAGGUGCUGUUAAAUAGGCUGAAGCCUCGGGCAGAAUCAAUCAUCGCAGAAGAACAGGCAGGUUUUCGAUCAGGUCGAAGUACGACAGAACAGAUCUUCAAUCUCAGGAUACUGUGCGAGAGGUACCUCCAACAUCGACAAGACCUCUACCACGUCUUUGUUGAUUUUAAAAAGGCGUUUGACAGAGUAUGGCAUAAAGCCCUUUGGUCUACUAUGAGGCUUUAUAACAUCAACGCCAACCUAAUCCAAGUCAUUGAAAACCUCUACAACAAGGCCACUAGUGCAGUCUACCUUAAUGGUGACAUAGGAGACUGGUUCAGAACCACAGUCGGAGUCAGACAAGGGUAUCUACUCUCACCAACUCUUUUCAACAUCUUUCUGGAGAGAAUUAUGACUGACGUACUAGAAAAUCACCAAGGAACAGUCAGCAUCGGAGGCAGAACAAUUACCAACUUACGUUUUGCUGACGACAUUGACGACCUGGCAGGAAAAGAGGAGGAACUAGCCUCCCUGGUGGAUCGCCUGGAUAAGACCUCUGCAACCUUUGGCAUGGAAAUCAGUGCAGAGAAGACCAAACUGAUGACCAAUAACGCGAAUGGUAUCAGCAUUGACAAUAGAGUCCACGGUGAAAAAUUGGACGAGGUUGACAGCUUCAAGUAUCUGGGCGCAGUCGUCACAGAUCAGGGUUCCAAGCCUGAAGUACUGACCAGAAUUCCACAGACAACAGCUGCACUAGCGAGGCUGAAGACCAUCUGGAGUGAUAAGCAUAUCUCUCUAAGCUCAAAGAUCAGACUAAUGCGCUCCCUAGUUAUCUCUGUACUAUUGUACGCCUGCGAAACCUGGACAUUGACAGCGGACAUCCUGAAGAAAUUGCAGGCCACUGAGAUGAGAUGCUUUAGGAAACUGCUUGGCAUCUCAUACAGAGAUCACAUCACUAACGAUGCAGUCAUAGACAGAAUCAGGCAAGCCAUUGGGCCCUAUAAUGAUAUCUUAACCACAGUAAAGAAACGCAAGUUAAAGUGGUUUGAGCAUGUAUCAAGAUCAUCAGGGCUUGCCAAGACGAUUUUACAAGGAACAUUGCAAGGAGGGAGAAGAAGGGGCCGAUAAAAGAAGCGUUGGGAGAACAACAUCGCUGAAUGGACAGGGUUGAAGUUUUGCCACGCUGUAAGAGAAGCUGAAAACAAAAUAAAAUGGAGGGAGAGGGUUGCAACGUCCGUGGCGCCCCAACGGCCAUUGACUACGGGAUAAAUGCAAGUGCAAGUGCAAGUGCAUAGCAAUCAUAGCUACGUUUAACUGCACGUUCGUUAUAAGAAUUGAAACUGAAGUGCAAGAAGUAAAAAAACGAUGAACACUGCGCACGGCACCAUCUUAAAUAUUCACUGUAAAGGGCUCGAUCUUGUUACGUCACUGGAAAAACAUAUCCGGAUUUAGCGUCCACACUAUUUUGGAUUCAUUCGCAUUCAAAAAUUUCGAUUUUGGGGAGCGCCGAUUAAAAAAGUUGGGGACUCGCAUGCCGGAUUCACCGACUGAAGACGAAUCCGCAAAGAAAACUUUGCGAAUUCAAAAAUAUCCUGAUUGGCUUGUCGACGGGGCCUUUGGACAACGCCGGGCAUUCCAGGCUGGGCGUUUGACAAAGGGCCAUUCCUCCUCACUGCCAAGUACGUAAAAAGCAAAUAAAUUUUACCUAGGAUGAUUUCCUGCCUGUUCCCCUAUUGGGAAGAGAGAAAUCAUGAUGGUCAUAAAAAAGGAUAUACAGUCGUACAUCUUGGCGAUAGAUCCUUCCCCUUUUUCAUGGCCAUCAAACGCCCAGCCGGGAAUGCCCAGAGUCUGUUUUCAGUCCUCUUACCCUCGACCAAUCCGGGAUUGUUAGACCUACCAAGGGCAAAACGUGGCAUCAUUAAGACAAGAAAUCACAAUCACGGCAAUGCAGCAAGGCUAGGGCAAAAGUACGCCCAUUUAUGAGUUCAAAGGGAUGUGUAUACUCAAGAGAAAAGGCUACGAGAAUUAAUAAAUGAUGACCAAAGAGAACACUCUUUGAUCUUUUAUAAAAUUCUCUCCAUUAGUUUUUAAGGAAACGCAUUGAGAUAAGUCUGGAGAAAUUGUAUGUGGGCUUAAAGGCCUAAGUUUCCAUGAACUUCAUUUCAUUUUAGUUCCUGGACCACCAUCAGCAGUCAACGUCUAUGCCUUUGCAAAAUACAUCCUGGUUACAUUGAAAGCUCCUGUGGAACCUAACGGCGUGAUUACAAAAUACCGAGUGGGGUCGGCGCAGUACGAAGGUUCGCAGCCGAGCGACGAUCUUCAGGUAUCCUGGCAGGAAGUCGGGCCAGGUGUUUUUAGAAAGCUUCUUGAGAAUCAGACGCCGGAGAGAAAUUAUGUUGUAGAAAUACAAGCAGAGACAAGCAAAGGGUGGGGAGAUAAAGUCAGAAAGACAACUCGAACUGUGAAAUAUGGUCGUAAGUAUUUUUUAAAUACGUUAGUUAAUAUACCUUUAACUUGAACUCGCGCCUUGCGGACUUUUCAUCGUUUCUAACCCGCUUAUACAGCCGCCUCUGUUCGCUCCUCUCCACUAGGAGCGAGAAUAAAUGGCUGUACUUGCAGACUACGCUUAUAUGGACACCUCGAUAAUACGGAAAGCAGCUAAUAAAAUCUCCGGCGAAAACGAAGUACCAAAAUUCAGUAUGGAAGCUCACACAUUCUUCUACUACCAUUAUUACUCAAUGGCCAGUAACGUUCGCAUGCGCACAGUCAUAUCCACCGGGUAGUGGCAGUUAUGUAAACUAAUGACGAUUUUUAUGUUUCUGCCAGCUCCCGCCAAACCAGAAAGACCCACUGUUGAGGGAACCGACGUGGGUGAAGUGAAAGUUACUUACAACUUUGGUCUUGGUGGAGGCUAUACCCACGAGUUCUUGGUCAUGUACCGAACGAAAUGUAAGCAUAGUUGGAAAUGUUUUAAUAAUUCACAACAACUACAACAACAACAACAGGAGAAAUUAAAAGAAAGCCGGAUAGAAAGAGUGGAUGAUUGAAAAUUUAAAAAAGACUACUGAUUAUAAAACAGAAAUCUUGACUAAUUUCAAGUUCCUAUUUUUACAGAAAAACUGACACGUAUCUUUAGAAUGCGAAAAAUGUUAUCAAUGUGGUACCUCUACUGAUUUGCUAAUACCAAUGCAAAAAAAGCCUCGAACCUAGCUCUCUUAAUAAUCCUUUUAAGGUAAGGCUUGAAACUCUUCAUGGGUCCCUCUCUUUUGGAUGACCCUCCUUUUAAAGCCUCAGUCCUCCCCCAAACCCUCCUGUCCCAACGGUAUCCCCCUCAGGGAACGGAACCAAUUUGGAAUUUAUAGGAGUAAGGCAAUUUCAGAGGUUUGUGCACGUUGUAGCAAAAUGGAACGAGAAAGACUCGGACAAGGAAAGGAAUCGGACACACGAAAUGAAACUUCUCCCUCAGUUCACUGAUUUGGUGAUAAAGUUUUGUUUGUUGUUGUUUAAAUUUUUUCGUAGUGCAAGGAGAAACCUUCCAGAACACCAGCUGGAUUAAUCAUUUUGAGACGCAGAACAUCAAGAUUGGAGGCUUAAAUAACGGGCUUUACGAGUUUAAAACUGUUGGCAGAAAUGAUUAUCCAGACGAUAAUGACGUUAAUUCAAGAUCAGAGAGCCCCGCCAGUAACGUCACGGAGGGACGCCCUCUCCCAUCACCUGCCAGUAAGUAUCGGACUUUGCUCACAGAACAACAUUCUCUGGGGAACGUUUCUGUACUCACCGCUCUGAGAAUCAGGAAUCCAUUGUGAGACAGUCUUGGAUUCUGGAUUCCACACCAUGGAUUCCCGAUUGCUGGUAUUGGAUUAUAGUCUUUGUCAGUGGACCUUGGAUCCCCGAUUUCAAUCGUUAGUGGCAUUCCUAAUUCCUUGAGCUGUAUUCCUGAUUCCAAAGCCCAGGAUUCUGGACUCCACGGCCAACAUUUCCAGGAUUCCGAAAUCUGGAGGAGAGGGCAAAAUGCUCGGAUAUCAUCUCUAUUUUUUACGUGGUGAUUUUACUAAAAAGGAAGACUGGGAAAUAGGAACCCAACAGAUGGGCGCUUUCCAUUUGUCAUAACUGACUUGCUAAACUAUUCCCGUCGCAAUCUGAAUGUCCUUUUUAAUCUGCGCUCUCCAGCCAGAUCAGUCAAACUCGACAUAGUGUGCACGAAGGACAAUUUUUUUCAGCAAAAAAAACUCAUGGAAAAAACCUAUUUCAUCGUCAAAAUGACUGGUACGGCCAUGGUCAGUCCAGCCGGCCCGUUCUGUUUUUUCGAAAGCGCCCUAAGAUUACUUCCCGGGACCGGGGGUUACUUCCUUGCAUUUCCUUUACGGGGAUGUGCCGCUGGACAGGGUAUAUAAAUUCUCUGCACGUUUGAUUUGAUUUUCAAGAUAAACCAUUUCGUUUGUACUCCAAUAUACAAAAGCCUAUAACGUGAUUUUGCUGAAUUGCAAAUGCCAAUAAACGGCUUUAAAACAAGACGGCGUGCAUUUUCUCCUUCGUCCUAGCCAGGCUAUUAAAAUCGACGGUGUUCUCCUCAACGGGUAUGGUAUGUCUUUUAGAAUUUUGUAUUUGUCCUAAACAGGGUCAGGGUUUCAAACCCUCAGCGGCUCACCUGUACCCAACCAUUGCUCGAGUACCCCCUACCCCUCCCCCAGGGCUAAGGUUUAAGUGAGGUUAAAGUAAAGACUAAAAGAAUAAAACUUACUUUUAAUUUCCCUUUUAAGCUUUCAUAUCGAUUUCAAAUUUCGCACUAGCCCAGGGUUAUCUUAACCCAGCUUUGAACAACCCAGCCCUGAAUAAUGUUGUCUUUAACAGCAACAGAUUUUACUCCUUUUACCAAUACCUUUCAGGUAACCAGCCUGUAACAAAUCCCAUACACAAGGCUGCUUGGUUCAUCAUCUUGCUGACCAUUAUCGCUGUAGUGCUGAUUUUGCUGAUUGCGCUGUUGAUUUUUGUACACUACACUCGGCAUCAAGGAGCUAAAUAUCUUGGUAAGCUCAAAUGAGAUCUUGAUCUUCUUAAAGACGUUCAGUGUAAAUAGUUUUUUUGAAGACUUGCCCAAUGUAAAUUAAUACAAGACAGUCUUGGAUUCUGGAUUCCACGCCGUGGAUUCCGGAUUCCAGGUACUGGAUUCCAGUCUUUGUCAGUGGAACUUUGAUCCCGGAUUCCAAACGUUACUGGGAUUCCAGAUUCCAUAGGCAAAAAUAUCCCGGAUUCCGGAAUCCCUAACUUAAGAUGAAGAAUGGGUCUGUUUGUCAUCGCAUGCUGACGUGUUCCUAUUACAACAACGGUAUUGUGCAUCCUUGCAAAUCAUUGGAGCAUUUUAACAUGACGUCAUGUUCGUCAUAUUGGUGUUCUGAAACAAUAAACCGGUGGUCAUGUUGGUGUUCCGAGCCGAUCCUUUGGGGAUUGAACAUUUUUCUAGUGUGAAAACGUUCUUUUGUUGCAAUAAAUUUGCAUAGAUGCUGACCACAGAGGAAAGAGGCCCUCAACAGGUUUCUCAGGAUCCGGGAAUUUUCCUUAUUUGAAACUCGGGAUCCGUGAUUUCCCUUAGUUGAAGCUCGGGAUCCGGGAUUUCCCUUAUUUGAAGCUCGGGAGCUGGGAUUUCCCGGGAUUUCCCUAACCGUCCCCUGGUUAGCUCAGUUGGGAGAGCGCUGGCCUGCUGAGCGGAAGAUCGCGGGUUCAAACCGGGAUUACGGGAUUUUGGGAUUGAAGAACCCUUUUAGGGACUCUCUGAAAAUGCUCUAAAGAUAGGAUCUACGCUAGAACCGGUGCGCCGCCACAAACCAAAAAUCUCCCUUUAGGUGUGGCCAAAAGAAUACUGCGAAAACCUAGUAUUCCUCGUAUUAUGCAGGGUAGAUACAUAGCAUUGUCAUUCGCUUGCCUGUAGUGAGUGGUCUUUAAUCAAAGACUUUAAUAGAAUGCGAGCAGUCUUUCUUGAGUCACUUUAUAUCGCGCGCAUGCGCGAGGGGCCAGCUGCGAUGCAUAAUUUUACUUCAGUUUUGGCCAGCCGCGAAUGGCUCUGAGGAAAGAAUGAUGACGGCGCACGAUUUAAGGCUUUAAUCAUGUUAACUGAUUUUCUGCUCAACAGUUGGCAAACGAGAGAGAGAUAGAACUCUAAUUGAACGCGAACCACCGUUCGAUAAAGAAGAAGGUGCUUUAAGCGAUGAACGGUAAGAAACCAUCGACCAUCAAAACGCCUUUAUGGCACGUGGAAAUUGUCAUUUCUUGCAGAUUUCCGGGCUGUCAUUAAUGUUAAAUUGUUAUCCAAAGAAGAGAUUGCUAUCCUAGACUCAAAAGAGGGCCAAAGAGUCACAAGUUUUAUCACUGUCACUUUAAUGCUUUCCAUCCUAAAAUAAAGUUUAUUGGCCGUUUUCACACGUACUAGGGACGGAUUGUGGAUAAUCCAUCUUCAAGGUCUGUAAAAAUUGACUGAUAAACAGAUGGAUUAACUAAGACGGAUUGUUCAUCUAAAAUUAAAACCGUUCCAUUUUCAAAUUAAGACGCAUAGUAUGUCUGUCGCAAAUUACACGUCUCUCAUUGUGUUGUAUUGUAAUCAGUCGUUGAAAAGUAAGGUGACAAUCUACGCGCUGUGCCUGCUUCAAAGCUUUAUGGCGGCCUGGAGUUUGGGGUACCCUCGGAUACCGUGAGGGGUAUGUCACGUACAAGUGAUGUAGCCCGUUCCGGUUAAGCUGCAGAUACCCAAAACCCUGUAUCAAAUUGAAGCUUAUUGAACUGGCUAUAUCAGUAAACCAACAAUUUUUUAAAUUGUUGAUUUUUAAUUAAAGCCCUUUAGGCACUGUAUAUUACAGUCGAGACUGUGGUUACCUUAUAUAGUAGGCUGCCAACAUGAAUUACUGGCCAAUAUUCCAUCCACCGGGGUAAUAACUGUAAACAGGGAAGUCUCCAUGAGCCGGCUCCCUUCCCUGGGAGUUGAAGUGAAAUCAAUGAAACCCCUGAAAAUCAGCCGUUGGCGUUGUAAAGAUCUAACAUAGAUUUUGCUCGCUUUUAGCCGGGUGGAAAACCCUUCACCUGACCAGAGCCAGAGUUCACUGCGGAAGAUCCCAGAGAACGACGGCGACAGUUUGGAUGAUUAUAGCGAGGGACAGCAGUUUGGCGAAGAUGGCUCCUUCAUUGAAGAGUAUGUCGACUGAGGAAAGACAAAUUCCCUGGAACGAAAGGAUUCAGCUUUAGCGACAUUUGAUUGAAUUUCUGGGUACACUUAGCCCCUUAACUGGAAUACUAACGAGAAGACUAAAUUUCAAUAACUAACCAAUUCAAUCGUUUUUACUGGUUGAAGUUUCUUAUUAGGUUGUUCAUUGGGAUCUAACUGUAAUGUUUUGCGAGUUUGAGAGUUAAAGUUUGCUUUUAACAAAGAUUGAAGACCAAGGAUUUUCUAUACAAAAUAGGAAUUCAACAAUCUGAUUCCUGCACCUUCUGUGGAGAAGCAACGGAAAACCUGGUUCGCUUAGUUUGGAGCUGUAAAUACUCUAACGCCUUUUGGAAAGACUGCUAUCAAUGGAUAAUGCAAAACACCUCCAAAGUAGAAAAAUUCAACCUCUCAGGAGCUCUCUUAUUUGGCUUAAUUAACGAUGCAAAAAAUUUACUAUUUACAGAGUUUGACUCUAUUACCAACAUCCAAUAAAAACAACUCCAUGUAGAAACCCAGCAACUACCUCACAAACUACACCCAUCAUCUUAGCAAUCAACUUCCAAUAUAACUCCACGCCUACUACUUCACACAUCUCAACUAACCCCUCAAAUAUACAAUACCACUGCACUACCCACAUAUCCCUCACACACAUAACAAACUUCACCUACGCGUAGUACAACCACGCGCAAAUAUACGCUGCCACAGCGUCUUGUUUUUAGAGAGGUUUCAAGUGACGUUCAAGCCGUAAUCGAUUUAAUCCAC
Porites lobata is the source of this 24864-nucleotide messenger RNA. NCBI's taxonomy places the organism in Eukaryota, Metazoa, Cnidaria, Anthozoa, Scleractinia, Poritidae. The record is from the annotation of a GenBank genome assembly.